ACGUCCUUACGGAAAACUGCAGCCAUGCAACUAACGGUGUCUCUACUGACGGUGGCGCUGGCGGCGUGCCGAGUGGCCGCGAUUCCCGGAGUUCAUGUGGAGGAGAUCAACGGCUACGAAGACGAGGGAUACGACGGCGGCUACGGCGGCGGCUAUGGCGACGACCACGGAGGCCACGUCAAAAUCGUCAAGAUCCCGGUCCCACAUCCGGUUCCGGUGGCCGUGCCGCACCCCGUGCCCGUGGCCGUGCCGCAGCCCGUCCCAAUCCACAUCAAGGUGCCUGAGCGUAUCGAGGUUCCCGUCGUACGUACGGUGCACAUACCGGUCGACAAGCCGGUGCCGGUACGUGUGGAGAAGAUCGUCCCCGUGCCUGUGGUGAAGCCGGUGCCUUUCCACGUGGAGAAGCCGGUACCCGUGCCCGUGCACAAGCCCUACCCCGUCAAGGUGCCCGUCGUCAAGACCAUACACCACUACAUCAAGACGGGAGGCGGCCACAGCAAGUGGUGAAGCCGAGCAGAACUACCCUCU
Schistocerca americana (American grasshopper) is the source of this 528-nucleotide messenger RNA. Its product is annotated as proline-rich protein 4-like. The record is from RefSeq and is a predicted model, not a curated record. The transcript has 3 exons. The coding region runs from base 25 to 507 and encodes 160 amino acids. NCBI's taxonomy places the organism in Eukaryota, Metazoa, Arthropoda, Insecta, Orthoptera, Acrididae.